Messenger RNA from Striga hermonthica, 2694 nucleotides. Lineage: Eukaryota; Viridiplantae; Streptophyta; Magnoliopsida; Lamiales; Orobanchaceae. The record is from the annotation of a GenBank genome assembly.
AUGGAUUUUGUCACCCCACUGAUCACCCUCGUCAGUUGCUUAGUCGACUACGUACUCAGGGCAUUGACAGCAGCUGGGGACUUGGACCGGAAGAUUCAGCUUCUGGAGACGGGCCUCGAGGAACUGAUCGAGGUGAGGGAUGACCUGAGGAAGCAGGUUGACCGGGCCGAGUCAUUGGGCCUCACCCUCACUAGCCAAGUCAAGGGGUGGUUGGAAAGAGUAGACAGGGUCCAGGCCGAGGUAGAAUCCAUUCGGGACGACCUGGCCCACAAGAGGCUGUGUUGUCUGUCCAGGUGCAGAUUAUACGGCAAAGUCGAGGAGAACCUCAACUUAGUCGACGAUCUCAAAGAGAAAGGCAAACUCGAGGUGGUCCUGCCGGAUGGGCUGCUCCUUGUCCCUGUGGUGGAGAUACCUUCCAGACCUGCUGUCGGGCUGGGCCCAAUGCUGGACAAAGUCCGGCAGCUCCUGGCGGAUGAAGACGUUGGGACAGUCGGGAUAUACGGAACAGGGGGCUCCGGCAAGACAACACUACUCAAGUGUGUGAACAACGAGCUCUUCUCCCGGACCCACGGUUUUGACUUUGUGAUCUGGGUCGGUGCCGUCUCAAGGGACAUCGUAAUCGAAAAGAUCCAACAGGCGAUCGGGGCAAGGCUAGGCCUGUCUUGGGACGACGACAACCAGUUGUUUGUGGAGGUGCGGGCCUUGAGGAUACACAGCAUCAUGAGGAGGAAGAAGUUCCUACUGCUCCUGGAUGAUGUCUGGGGAGGGUUCGAUCUCGAGAAGGUUGGGAUCCCGGUCCCUGAUAGGGCGAACGGGAGCAAGGUGAUGUUCACGACCCGGUCGGCCGAGGUGUGUGCCCAAAUGGAUGCUGACCGCACGCUUAGGAUGGAAUUCCUCGGCGAGGAUGAGUCGUGGAAGCUAUUCUACCAAAAAGUUGGUGAUGUUGCGACCCUUGACUCGCCCAAGAUACGGUCCCAUGCCAAGGAUAUCGUCAGGAAGUGUGGAGGCCUCCCGUUGGCCCUGGUCAGCAUGGGGCGGGCCAUGGCUAACAAGAGGACAGAGGAGGAGUGGCGGUAUGCUGUGGAUGUUCUGCGCGAGACACCAUCUGAGAUCCGAGGUAUGGAAGACAUCUUUGCGCUUCUAAAGUUUAGCUACGACAAGUUGGAUAGUGACACUUUGAGGUCGUGCCUGCUGUACUGCUCUUUGUUCCCCGAAGAUUUUAGCAUCGAGAAAGAACAGCUGGUGGAAUAUUGGGCUGGGGAGGGUUUCCUGGACGGCGGCCCCGGGAGCGGGAGCAGCAAACCCCGUAUCAUGGGAUACUCAAUUAUUGGAACGUUGAAAAAUACUUGCUUCCUAGAAACAGAUGAGGACAACGAUUCGCGAAUUAAGAUGCACGAUGUUGUCAGAAGUUUUGCCUUGUGGGUUGUGUCCGGGGCCGGGAAGAGGUUCGUAGCUCGGGCGGGGCAGGGACUUGUGGAGGCACCCGUGGCAGACAGCUGGGAAUGUGCAGAGAGAAUCUCUCUAGUGGAUAACGAGAUAACGGAGCUUUGUGGGACUCCCGUCUGUCCCCACCUUUCGACUUUGCUGCUCCAGUGGAAUAAGGGUCUGACCAGGAUCUCAAAUGGGUUUUUUGAGCAUAUGCCGGCUCUCAAAGUUGUUGACCUGUCGUUCACUAGCAUCAAAGACCUCCCGACAAGCAUCUGCAAGCUAAUUGGGAUCCGCCAUCUGGAUCUUUCUGGAACCAAGUUAAGCCAACUGCCGAGUGAGCUGGGGUCUCUCACGAGCCUAACUCACCUGAAUGUGCAGCGCAAUCAGUACCUGAGCACAAUCCCACGUGACGCACUGUCAGGACUCCACCAGUUGAAGGCCUUGAAUUUGUACUACGGUUAUUCCAGAUGGGAAACGCGAGACGCCAGAGGUUCUGAAAUCAGGCUUUUAGACUUGGAAGGCCUGAGGAAGCUCGAGUCCCUAGGGAUCACUGUGGUCCACUUAUCCACUCUGGACAAAGUCAGGCGAAGUGAAUACAUACGGAAAUGUAUACAGUAUCUAUACAUCAAGGAGUGCGAGGGCCUACACUACUUGCCUGUCUCGUCGUAUCCUGGGGAUGGUGACUGUCUUCGGAGGCUCAGUAUCAACAACUGCAUGGACCUGAAGCACCUGUCAGUCCACGAGGCAGCAGGCUCGGGCUGGCUGCCAAACCUCGAGAUUCUUGCCCUCAACGGCCUUCCAAGACUGACGUCGAUUUGGGGAGACAGGGUGGGUAUCACCCAAGGGUGCCUCCUGAACCUACGGUGUGUCAACAUUUGGUACUGCCACAAGCUGAAGAGUAUUUCCUGGAUUCUGAGGCUCCCGAAGCUCGAGACGGUUUAUGUGUUCUAUUGCCGGGAGAUGGAGGAAGUGGUUAGCGAAGAAGAUGUAACAGAGGGGGACUACUCGAAUGUAUUUCGUAGCCUAAGAGUGUUGUCGAUCAGGGAUGUGCCCGUGCUGAGGAGCAUCUGCCCCAAGGCUAUGUUUUUCCCUUGCCUGAAGAAAAUUGCGGUUAUAGACUGCCCGAAUUUGAGGAAGCUUCCGGUCAGAGCACAAAAUGCCUCAGAACUGCCGACUGUUUACUGCUACAGGGAGUGGUGGGAAAAUCUGGUGUGGGACAACGCUGAGACAAAGCGUGUUUUGCUUCCCUAUUUCAUGGAGGCUUGA